Messenger RNA from Arxiozyma heterogenica, 579 nucleotides. It is a transcript of the gene RLP24, whose product is annotated as ATPase-activating ribosome biosynthesis protein. Bases 1 to 579 code for a protein of 192 amino acids. Gene Ontology annotation, cellular component: nucleolus. The transcript has a single exon. Gene Ontology annotation, biological process: ribosomal large subunit biogenesis. NCBI's taxonomy places the organism in Eukaryota, Fungi, Ascomycota, Saccharomycetes, Saccharomycetales, Saccharomycetaceae. The record is from RefSeq and is a predicted model, not a curated record.
AUGAGAAUUUAUCAAUGUCAUUUCUGCUCAUCUCCAGUAUAUCCUGGCCAUGGUAUCAUGUUUGUUCGUAAUGAUGCCAAAGAGUUUAGAUUUUGCCGUUCCAAGUGUCACAAGGCAUUCAAGCAACGCCGUAAUCCACGUAAGUUGAAAUGGACUAAAGCUUUCAGAAAGGCUGCAGGCAAGGAACUGGCUGUUGAUUCUACAUUAACAUUUGCACAAAGAAGAAACGUUCCUGUUAGAUAUAAUAGGGAAUUAGUCGCCACUACUCUAAAGGCUAUGGCAAGAAUUGAAGAAAUUAGACAGAAACGUGAAAGAGCAUUCUAUAAGAACAGAAUGAAGGGUAAUAAAGAAAGAGAGUUCUUAAGAGACAAGAAGCUAGUUGAAGCUAACCCAGAAUUAUUGAGAAUCAGAGAAGUUGAAAUUGCUAACAAACUAGCCAAGGAACAAGAAAGAGAGGAGAUAAGUGAAGAAGAAGAGGAAAUGGAAAUUGAUAGUGAAGAAGAGGAAGAAGAAGAAUUACAAAAACAAAAGAUUUUAUUGAAAAACAAAAGAAGGAAUGUCAAGAAAAUUGCAUUUUAA